This is a messenger RNA of Anopheles maculipalpis, 1431 nucleotides long. Its product is annotated as protein phyllopod. Bases 1 to 1431 code for a protein of 476 amino acids. The record is from RefSeq and is a predicted model, not a curated record. Gene Ontology annotation, cellular component: nucleus. NCBI's taxonomy places the organism in Eukaryota, Metazoa, Arthropoda, Insecta, Diptera, Culicidae. The transcript has 2 exons. Gene Ontology annotation, molecular function: zinc ion binding.
AUGAGUAGCAGUGCCUCCUCGUCAACGGCUGGAAGUAAUGCCCAAGGUGGUGGUGCUGCUGCUGCUGCUGCUGCUGCUGCAGGACCAACGAGUCAGUCAAGCGGACACGAGGUUAGUGAAAUAAGCAAUGGUACGGACGGAAGUGGUCAUCCGAAUCAACAUGCCAGCGGUGCGGGACCGGGUGGAAACAUUGUAGAAAAGCAGGCGAACGGUGGCGGUGGUGUUGGCCAUCCCGGGACAGAACCACGGACGUCUUCACCUGCCCAUCGUCGGAACGGUGGCGCGAAUGGGACCACCAGUACCACCGGAACGGUUCUGCGUCGGAAGACGAAUGUUUGUCUGAUCUGUGGCAUCUACACCAAUCUUUCCCUCAACAUAUUCGAGCCACGCAAUGGACCAAAUAUUGUGGAUGUGAUCUACGAAAAGUACAAGUUCCGGGCUGAACGUGGUGACAACGCGGACAAACACAUCUGCUUCAGCUGCAACAACUGGCUGAUCAACUGGUAUUCGCUCCAGAACACAUCGUCCGGCAAUUCGCGAUCCUACGAACCGGCACCAUCCACUAGCCGCUCAUCGUCGGCCGCCGAUAGUAGCAACAAUAGUCGCCACGGUCGUCACCACAGCCAUGGCAAACCACGCACGAAAAGCCGCGACUAUCGUACGAUCGCCGUCUCGCCAAAUGAUAAGGAAAAUCGGCACCAAAAACCACGCCAACCAACAAAUCCUGAUCAGCACGGUCAGAUAUCUUCCACCACAACGUUCUCAACGGAUGAGGAGCCAAAGAACUAUCCAAGAGCUACUACCCAUACGCGGCGAAACGUGAAUCCUUACUCUAUAAACGCAAUUAACGCUUAUAACAGUGCACGACGGGCAUCGUUUGCGCUGAAGGAACAGAACGGUCAACGGGGAUCGGCGAAUGUUUGGAAGGAUCUCCCGGUAGUAGAAGCAGCAUCCAAGGACGAAGACUCGGAAAACGUGGUGUCCAGCAGUACGGAGCGGCAAUCGUUCGAUCCGUAUACGAUACUAGUCAAACCGUACGAAAGCCGGCUCAUACAGAUGCUCGAAGGGCAGGGCACGAGCGUAACGAAGGAAGUCGUUCCACGGACCUGGAAUCCACGUACGCUUGACAGUAUUAACGGGAACAACGUGACGGUGGUCCAGCGACGGAACGGCAAUCCUGAUGCGAACGGGAAUGGUUCAAAUGAUCUCCAGCGUGGGAAACAUGCGAAGCAGGAGGAUGAAGAUGAUUGCAAAGAAAUUGUAAUCAGUUUCGAUACCGCCCUGUCGGAGGUGAUCGAUGUGGUACCAUCACUGAAAGCGCUGCAAUCGUCGAAUGGUGAUGUCAAUAUGGACGACCCGGUACGAUCGUUACGAUCACGCUUAUCGUCCGGAGCGCUCACCGUAUCGGUGCUUCCGGUCGAUACGGUAUGA